GACGUGUUGUCUUAGAGAGGAAACCCACUACACCUUUUUCCAUUAGUAGCAAGGGAUAUGAAUGAAUGGAUGAAUGAAUGGAAGAGUGAGUCAUAUUGUUACAUGCCACAGGGACGCCCGGAUGGGCCUCGCCUCUGGUUCCGCCACUGGGAAUCUCGAUGAAGCCAUUGAGUAGUAGGCCAGGCCAGCCGCUGUUCAGUGUUCGAGAACGGCCGAGCGGUUCAGCCGACAUUUCGACGCGGCUAAUAAUUACAUUGACAGAGCCGACACGUCACUCUCAAUGUACGCAAUUAUUGCACGCCCUCCAGAAGGCCACGCCCCCAGGAAUUUCAUUCACAUAUAUAAUAAAAGGCAUGGAGUUAUUAACUUGAGGAGAGAGGGAAAUCAAACUCAGCGCUUAUAACUUUCUCACCUAGCUUCUUAGGUGCACGGAAGACAGAACAAAUAUCUAACUGGUGAAGAAGAUACCUGUUGCUUUUGUUAAAAAAAAAAAAAAAAAGAGAAGGAAAAAAAAGAAAAAAGAAAAAAAAAGAAAGAAAAAAGAAACCUCUGGGGAGAUUCCAAAAGCACGAGAACAUGAUGAUGUUAGUUUUGAUGAAAAGUUGCACCGCCCGAGUCGCCAGGCUGCCGAUGUAAGGCGGGGUCGGAGAAUGAUGGCAGUUGUUAAUCGAGCAAUACUUCGGUGACGACGACGACGACGAUGCUGAUAAUUAUGACGGUGAUAAUGGUGGCGCUUGAGGGUUCGCGGUGAGAGAGAACCCCGAAUGAAGACAGCAGGCUGUUCAGGAGCUAUGUGGACGUUGUGUCUGUGGAAUGCUGCCGUGCUGGUUUUCUUUACUACAGCAAUUCUAGGAAGCGAGCAGCGCACGCAGGCACCCACAAAGGUAGCAGCUCAGAACAAGACAAAAACAGCCAAAAGAGUCCAAGACUCCACCGCUCAGGAUGACGAAACGAACAUUGACAAAAUAUUGUGCGAAUAUUACAGCCCGUGGACAAAAUGGUCGCGCUGUAACCGGAAGUGCGAACAGUCCCGCGUCCGUCGUUGCAGACGACCUGACGAAUGCGGUCGCAGUUGGCUGAAGGAGAAGCGAACGUGUAAGAGACGCCGUGGGCACUGUUCUGUGCUGUCCUACAAAGUGAUAGGAUUCCGCAAACAAAACCGGGUUGUCGAGCAGUUACUUUAUGACCUGUUAUACAACCCCUGGACCCAGUGGAGUCCGUGCACGCGCGCCUGCAAACAGCGACGUCGGCGGAAGUGCGCUUUGGGCAACAUUUGCCGUGACAGCUACAUCCAGGAGGAGCGGCGGUGUCACGUGAAGGGGUCGAAGUGUGAAAGACGCUACAUGCUCAAACCGGUGGGCAACAAUGAUGCCGACGUCAUAGUGGCGCCACCGGAAAUCGAAAUCAAAGAUGAGCCGGAUGACGUCACGAAACCGAAAAAGCAUCACCGAAAACACAGGCAGAAGGGAUCAGGCAAAAAAAAGGGACCGAAGAACAAAGGGAAAACGGUGAAGCCAUCUGAUAUAGCCAGUACGUGCGGAAUACGUCCCGCUAAUAGAUCUGGCUCAUAUCGAAUAGUUGGGGGGCAGGAGUCGCGACCAGGAAGCUGGCCAUGGCAGGUGGCCAUUCUAACCCGGUGGGAGGAGCAGUACUGCGGCGGAACCCUGAUCGCCCCCAGGUGGGUGCUCACCGCCGCCCACUGUGUGCGCAAGAAAGGGAGGAAGAGGCGGAUCCUGGUGCGUCUGGGUGAGCACGAGUUCCGUCUGUACGAGGGGACCGAGGACACGAUCCAGCCAGUAGGCGAGGACUUUCCACACCCGCAGUUUGACUACGCCACAAUCACCAAUGACAUAGCUUUAGUCAAGCUGAAGCGGCCGGCAGUUGCGGAAAGCAACGUCCGCUUCGCGUGUCUUCCCGGGGAAGACGACGUCCUUCCUUCCGGUACGCUGUGUUAUACCGUAGGGUGGGGCAAAACAAAAAACACGCACAUUUACGGGUCGACCACGUUACAAGAGGCGGAGGUGCCUCUGGUCGAUCACAAAAAGUGUCGGAGAUUCUUCGACUAUGACAUCACAAAGACGCAAGUGUGCGCUGGACACAGACGAGGUCGAAUUCGGUCGGACUCGUGCGCCGGCGACAGUGGUGGCCCUCUGAUGUGUUCGAGACUGAUAAACGACACAGAGAGGUGGUUUGUGUACGGGGUCACGAGUUACGGGGAGGGAUGUGCGCGCAAAGGGAAGCUGGGAAUCUAUACCAAAGUUAUAAGUUAUUUGAAGUGGAUCCACGAAACAAUUGCUAAAAAUUAAAACUUACGGGUUAACUUAAAGCGACUGUCCUGAGUUUGUUGCCAGGGUAACGUAUUUCAGACUAACAGAGCUCUUCUUUAACGACUGCUUGAAAUACAGUUUGUACCAAUAUUUUGUGGUCAACCUAAUGUUUAACCCCAAAGUGGAUUGUAUUAGAAAACAAAAUAACAUUAGAUUGGUAAACACAUAGAGUGCAUAAAGCUUGGUCUCGUCAACAGUUGUUUUUAAUUUAAUGCGUAAUGCUUGUCGCUCUGUUAGUCGGGGAAAGGUUAACAAUGGCAGCAAACCGACAACAGCCCUUUUAACUGUGACACUGACAGUGAACAAAAAUGGCAGCGAUAAGUAGAGAACGAAAGUUAGCACGUGUUAGUAUGGCGUCACGUCGUUUUAAUUCAGGUCCAAAUAGUUUGCUCAGAACCAGUUUGGAAGGUUUGUGUUUAGCCAGGCUGUGAACAACUUUCAUUCUGCAUAUUUAGUUCGAUGACUUUUUGACUCCAGUGUGUUGUAAUUUUUGUUUAAAAAUGGAGUCACUGUUAAGACAAACCCACACGCACGUGAUUGACGCAUCUGUGAUUAAAUACUGCUUGAGGAAACUAGCUUACAAUGCAUAACAUAUGAAGGAGUAAUGUAAAUGGUAAACUAAUUUAACUGACACGGGCGCUUGUGCAGGUCGUUUUGCAAGGGAGGGGUCUAGAUUAUGACAAGUAAAAAUUUUAGGGGGUCGGUUCAUGCUCCCUCAGAAAAUAUAUUUAGAACAAACUAAUUCGCUAUGAGCAGGGUGGGUGUUGAUCGCGACCACCCCCAUCCCCGCAGACGCACCUGUAUUUGUUCCAUUUGGGAUGGGAAAUCUUGCUUUUGCUGGUUAACACAUGAUUCAUGGCUCAUUCAGGCUUACGCAACACAUAAUUCCGGAAUCGACCGAGUUGUCCCGAAAGAUGAUGCGUGUGUAAUAAAUAUGUUGAUAUCGAAUCAGACGUAAAAUAUCAUACACAAAUACACAUUCAAAAGUUACGAGUAUAAUUAUAAAAGAGAGACAUGUUUGACUGAGCACUUUUAUUCAUAUAAAUAAUGAUGAUUUUAUUCGUUCAAUUGUAUUCUUUUGAAGGCUUUAUGUAACGAAUUACAUAAUUUAUUUAGCUGUGACUACUUAAAAAUUCCUACCUGUAAAUCACACUCAUCCGCGCCGAACGAUCUUAAGCUGGAUUUAACACAAAGUUAUGUUGUUUUCUUUCUGUGAUUAUUUUUUAUUAGAUAGACGAGGAAAUUCAAACAUUAAGUACUUUAGCACAAUUCUCCUUUGUAAAUCUUAGUAUGUAAUAAAAAAUAUAUAUUUAAAUGCAUGUCAUAUAAUUUUACGAGAGAAAAAACCUUUCAUAAAAUAUCCAAGUUUUAUAGUUGUUGAAGACAGAAUCCGAGAGGAAGCCCAAUACACAAGCAGCACGACCACUUAAUACAUAUCUUAGAUGAGAAUGUAAUGACAGCUUUAUUGUACUCAGUCCAGAAGAUUCAUACCAGACAUUGUCUUGUGCACAUCUCAUUAUUAGUGUUCUCAUCUCGUGUCUGACAACCCCUCGUCUUCAGCUUUAACGUUCCUGCUGUAUCUGGCAACUUUAAAAGUUAAUUAUUCUACCUGUCUUAGUGAAGCAAAACUUAAGGAAGGAUAGAAGCAGACUAACAAAACAAGCUUCUCACUCACUCAUUAAAAUAAACUUUAUGACAUCCCUUAUACCAAAGUUAUUCAUAUUUCUUUUUCGUAAGUUUUAAACAAAACGGGUAGACUUUAUAAUUCAGUUUAAUACUGACAAAUCUGUCAACACAGUUAACCACAUCUUCUCUAGCCGGUGAUUUUGUUUUGUACCUAAACGUCAUCUAAUAGUGGGGAGGUUGUUACUCCCAGUAUGUACCUGAAGACGUCCUACGUCAUUAGUUUCUGCGCUUUAUGUAAAGGUUACAGUUUUCCCCCAAAAGUAUAAAAUGGCAUUUACAAGUUAAAUAUAAACCUGUAUUUUAAUUGUUGUUUACUUGGUCUAUGAAAUGUGUAUGGUUAUGUGAUAUGUCAGUCCAAGAAUAUUUCAAGAAUCUCGUGAAUGCAAAAUGUGCCAAUAUUGAUCACGUUUAUCCAGCCUUGGUACAAAACUCAAACUCAUUGUACAUCAGCUCCAUUAGCACGCGUGUCGACUUGUGUUGCAACCACAAGUUAACUAUGAGUCGACUGAGUUCGUGUACGUGUCGCUAUAUACACCAGUACACGUACACAAAAUGGGAAUGGCAAUCACCCCGGUAUAUAGCGGGGGGG
Molecule: messenger RNA, 4602 nt
Organism: Gigantopelta aegis
Lineage: Eukaryota; Metazoa; Mollusca; Gastropoda; Neomphalida; Peltospiridae
Product: coagulation factor X-like
Exons: 4
Coding region: 765-2306 (513 amino acids)
Biological process (GO): proteolysis
Molecular function (GO): serine-type endopeptidase activity
Source: RefSeq, a predicted model, not a curated record